AUCAGCACAGGAUGAUAAUAAUCUAUACUAUAAGUUGAUUGAUAUUAUAUAAUUUGCUAAAAAAGUGAAAACAUGGAUAUUGAAACAGAAAAUGUUAUAAAUCUAGUGUUUCCGAAAGGUAUUCCAGAAUCGUGGAAAGAAAAUCCUGAUUUCUACCAAUAUCUCUCAAAGCUUGGUGGCUUUGAUAUAGAUCAACUAAGCAAAGAACCUGGUCAUUUAUCGGAUGAAAAGAAUGCAGUAUUGCAUACUACGCAGGAGUUGGUUUUUGCUAACUACAAAACCUUCAUCCAGACAGCAGAAAGCUCACGGGAAAUAUUAAAUCAUUUUAAUGAGACUGAAAGUCGACUCGAUAAGCUUGUGCAAAAGAUACCCGAAUUUGUGGAAAAAUGUCAAUCAUUUUGCGACACCUCAAAAGACAUUAAUGCGCACAGAAGAUUAAAUAGUUUGACUCUAACACGCAAUGCGGAGCUACUCGAGAUCCUAGAGAUGCCACAAUUGAUGGAGUCAUGCUUAAGGAGCAAUCAAUACAACGAGGCAUUGGAAUUAUCUCAGUAUGCACGUCAGUUAGGCAUGAAACACGGAGACAUCCCUAUUAUCUCGUCUAUAGUGGCAGAGAUUGAAAGCAGCUGGUCGGGAAUGGUAGGACAAGUGGUCGGGUCUUUGAGAGGCGAUCUACCGCUUCCGAGGUGUCUUCAGCUCGUGGGAUUGCUACGUUCUAUGGACGCGUUCACGGAGCCGGAGCUUCGUAUUAAGUUUCUGCAAGCGCGAGACAGUUGGCUUCAAGGCUUGCUAAACGCGAUACCGAAGGAAGAUCCCAACCUUCAUAUCGCCAAAACGAUAGAGCUAUCCAGGAUACAUCUGUUCAACAUCAUCACUCAGUACAAAGCCAUGUUCAAUGACGAUGAAAUCGUUCCUGGCCACGAUUUGACGCUAAAUGAAUCUGCGAUAUUUUACCAUUGGCUAGAGGAGAAGAUAUCGCAAUUUCUCGCCACAUUGGAGCAAGAUCUACCGGGUGUGGCGUCUAUAGAUUCCAUUCUCGGCCAAUGCACAUACUUCGGAUUGUCGUUCGGUCGAGUGGGUGUCGAUUUCACUGGCCGAAUGUCCGAUAUAUUCGUGCGAGUUAUCGGCGAGAAAUUCGAGCAGAACGUUCGUAGGACGACCAGGAAAUUCGAGAAGGACAUGGAGACGUUCACGUUAAUCAACAAGACGCAGCGGUUCGACAUCAAGACCGAGAUUUCCAUUAACUCUGAAAAUCCGCCCGAGCAGCUGGUGGAGUUCUACCCUUUGGCCGAGUAUUGCAACGGAAUAGUAUCAGCAUUCAACGAACUGCGACUCUGCGCGCCAGUGGCACUCUCCACCUUGUGCACGAAACUACUGCAAGAGUCCCUGCACAACGUAGCCAGAGCUAUGCUGCUAUUCUACAAGCAAGAGCAGCAAGCUUUUGCGAUUGCGGAACGGGAGAACAUGGUGAAGUUCACGGAAUGUUUGAGCGAACAGUUGAUUCCCUAUAUACAGUACUGCAUACACGCGAUCUUCCCGCCCACUCAGAUCGCGACGCACUUAGGAAUAUCCGUCGGUAUGCUCCAGAAAGAGGAGAUCACAUACUUAAACAAGCAAGCCAUAUUGGAACCCGUGGCUGUAUUGUUACCCAUCAAGGAUUUCCUGGUCUCCAAACUGGUGACGCCCAACGUACAACCGGCUCCUUCUCUCACCACAGCAUCUGUACCAUCAAUAGUCUCUUCGGAAGAGUCGAAGGAACGAGCAACUGUCGCCACACGCGACAAUACCGAAACAUGAUGAACAAAAUUCGCAAAAUUCCAGCGACAAUACAAACCGAUGAAAUAUCCGGUUGUAAAUUUCAGGACACGAUCAUUCACGGCUCAUUGAUAUUGUACUGUAGACUAUGUUAAUAAGGAGAAGAAAUUGCUUUUCACAAA
This is a messenger RNA of Harpegnathos saltator (Jerdon's jumping ant), 1937 nucleotides long. It is a transcript of the gene Cog8, whose product is annotated as conserved oligomeric Golgi complex subunit 8. The transcript is spliced from 10 exons. The coding region runs from base 73 to 1797 and encodes 574 amino acids. The record is from RefSeq and is a predicted model, not a curated record. Gene Ontology annotation, cellular component: COG complex. Lineage: Eukaryota; Metazoa; Arthropoda; Insecta; Hymenoptera; Formicidae. Gene Ontology annotation, biological process: intra-Golgi vesicle-mediated transport.